GGGUGGGAACGCCGAGGUUAAACCAGUGGAAGGCAACUUUGAGGGCAUUAAGAGAUGGACAAUAACAUUGACGCGAACUACGAAUAUCUCCAGGAGCAGCAGAUGAUGCUGGAAGAGCCUCAGGAGCAGGCGGCAGAAGGAGAUGAUGUGGAGUCACUGUCGCAGACACAAGGCGAGGAAGCUAUAGACGAUGACGACCAAGGUAUGAUGGGGGAUUCUGUGUUUGCCAAUGUUGGCCAAGGUCUGGAGGGUAAUUAUCGUAACAUGAUGAUGGCUUACUGGCAGGAGACCAUCAACAGUAUCGAGCACGAGGAUCAUGACUUCAGGAACCAUCAGCUGCCGCUUGCAAGGAUCAAGAAAGUUAUGAAGACAGACGAAGAGGUACGGAUGAUCAGUGCGGAGGCUCCCAUUCUGUUUGCCAAAGGAUGCGAUAUCUUCAUCACCGAGCUGACGAUGCGUGCUUGGAUACACGCAGAGGAGAACAAAAGACGCACGCUGCAACGGAGUGACAUUGCAGCGGCACUACAGAAGAGUGAUAUGUUUGACUUUCUAAUCGAUAUUGUUCCCAGAGAGGAA
Williopsis jadinii is the source of this 576-nucleotide messenger RNA. RefSeq names its product Hap5p (gene HAP5). The transcript has a single exon. Gene Ontology annotation, molecular function: protein heterodimerization activity; DNA binding; DNA-binding transcription activator activity, RNA polymerase II-specific. The annotation marks the transcript as partial. The record is from RefSeq and is a predicted model, not a curated record. Gene Ontology annotation, biological process: regulation of DNA-templated transcription. Gene Ontology annotation, cellular component: nucleus; CCAAT-binding factor complex. Lineage: Eukaryota; Fungi; Ascomycota; Saccharomycetes; Phaffomycetales; Wickerhamomycetaceae.